UAGUGUAGAGCGAGCCGAGCCGGCGAGCGUGCGCGACCGUGCGCGGCGACAGACCGGUCGAGGAGCCGAUCUAUCCGCGCCGCGACACAAGUUGUGAACCGGACCUAGUGCUGAAUACAGAUCAGUGCAGAGAACAUAUUCUCUGGAGAGCGCAGAGCCCUGGACGUCUCGCUUGUUUUAGCGCGUGGCGAGAGAAAGAGCGAUUUGUGAUGGCGGCGGGAAGGAGCGACAUGCGGCCGGAGAGGCUGGCCGGAGAGGACGAGAACCUGACCAUUUGGAGCGACACAGAGACGGCGCUCUUCCUCAAGAUCUGGCGCCGUCCUGACGUACAGACCGCGCUGCGUCAGUACACCCGCAAGCGACCCAUCUGGAAGAAAGUGUCUUCGGAGUUGGCUGCCGAGGGAUAUCGCCGCAGUGCCGAGCAGUGCAAGUCGAAAAUGCACAACCUGAUGACCAGCUACCGCCGAGUCAAGAAGGGCGUCGACCCCGAGUCACGCUGCAAGUUCUUCGCCGUUAUUGAUCAGGUGAUGAUGUCUCCAGAGUUCGAGCUGCAGGCCGGAGCCUCUGGCGGCCCGGACGGAAUGGACCUGGACGGAGGAUCGUCUGAGGAGAGCGGCCCCAGCACGUCGGCCCUCUCUGACAGCGCGGCCAUGUACCCGCACUCGCACUCUGUCUCGCCCGGCGGCAGAGACGACGCCAGCGCGGCGGCCGGUGAUCUGGACAGGUGCCGUGCGGGCCCGUGGCGUCCCGUGCCACUGAGGCCGGCCGAGCAGCCCCUGUACCCCGGCCCGGGCCCGGGCCCCGGCCACGGCGCCGGCCGCGCCCCGGCCCCGGCCCCGGCCCCGGCGGUCCCGGCGGUCCCGGCGGUCCCGCUCCCGGCCCUGCGGGAGGACGACGGUGACCAGCCGCCCCGCAAACGCUACUGCAACUGGGAGGAGCGCUACGAAGCCGAGGUGGCCGCACGUGCUGGUCGCAUGGACGACGAAGGACCGGGCGCCGAGCUGAAGCGUCCAGAGAUGCCAAUGAUGGCCCCCAUGGGCGGCCCGGAGCGCCCGAUGCGCCCCGAAUCUCCGGACGCUCACGAGGACUGUUCCGGAGCUCGUGACCUGCGCGUGCCCAGCCGCUCGCCGCCGGAGCGCCGCGGCCCGGUGGCUGACGAGCCGCCGAGGGGCUACUCGACUAUGGAGGCGCGUGAUCUGAUCACAGCACGUGCCCGUCAGCUGCUGAGCGUGCUGCCCGGUCACCCGGCACUUCAGCAGGAGAGAGAUGACGGCCCGACGGCCAACGGACAGCACAGAGCAG
Molecule: messenger RNA, 1302 nt
Organism: Amphibalanus amphitrite
Lineage: Eukaryota; Metazoa; Arthropoda; Thecostraca; Balanomorpha; Balanidae
Product: wiskott-Aldrich syndrome protein family member 2-like
Exons: 5
Biological process (GO): positive regulation of DNA-templated transcription
Cellular component (GO): nuclear body
Source: RefSeq, a predicted model, not a curated record